Molecule: messenger RNA, 2041 nt
Organism: Dacryopinax primogenitus
Lineage: Eukaryota; Fungi; Basidiomycota; Dacrymycetes; Dacrymycetales; Dacrymycetaceae
Exons: 5
Coding region: 354-1883 (509 amino acids)
Source: RefSeq, a predicted model, not a curated record
UGCCUCGUUAUCCUCUUGCAGCGCCAUCGUCGCCGUGUAUCUCCCCUCGGCCGGCCAUAUCACUCUCUGCCCAUCCACGGGGGUUUAAUACACUUCCCCUGGAAAAGGAUUGAUGCUCUUUCUGCCUCUGACUCGAACACCCUUAGCCUCUUACUCAAACAUGUCGGGUUGCUAACAUACGCUGGCGCACGACUGGCCCUUUGCCUCUUGCUUUACUCUUACACUCUGCAUCGCCCUUACCUUGCUCAUAUCUGCACUGCGGUCACCGCCCUUUGCUAGUACUGCUUACUACUACUCUUUGCUCACAUCCGACAACCAUCAAUAACUGAUAACCCGCUGCGCACUUUCCACGCAUGCCGACCGCCUCGCAUCACCUCGCCGCAUCCCCAGCCCUGUAUCCAUCACUCGUCUCCCCCCGUCCUCCAACACCCAAGCACUCUCACUCUCUUCCUCCCCCUCAUCUAAAAUCGCCCAUGUCGAAAACCCGCCCUCCUACCCGUCCCACCACUCCCGUCUCCUUCUCCUUCUCCCCCACAGCCUCCUUCUCCCGCCCUAAAACGCCAAAACAGGUCCAGGACUUCAAGUACCGCGGAACGCCGAUUGUGCUGGACACGUGGAACCCUCAACCGCCGUUGUUCCCCACCUCUGGAUCCGACGCGGAUAGCCCAGGGGAAGACGAUGUUUUCGAAAGGGAGGCGAUGCGGAGGAUCGUGCAGUUGCUGUUCGAAGUCAAGGAAGUGACAUUCGACAAAGCCGUAGAGGGGACAUACAAUCAGAUAUACAUCUUCCGCCUGCGCACACGCGGCGAUCCGAAUAUCCCCACGAGCGUGCUGUGCAGGCUCUCAAGGCCCGAGAAAGUUCAGAGCUUGAUAAGCAUGCGCUCUGAGGUCGAGACGAUGCUCUACGUGCGAGACCGGAUGAGCGUGCCCAUCCCUCAGGUUUAUGGGUACUCUACCAGCCUCGCUUUGCUAGGCACGACGUUCAUCAUCAUGCAACAUGUCACGAACGCUGUCCCCCUUACACUCGCGCUUCCCACCCUGUCCCCGCUCGCCAAAGACGAACUCGCAAAACAAUACGCGCGCAUCAUCUUCCAGCUGUCUCAAAUGCGUUUCCUGCAUAUCGGCAGCGUGCGACAAGACAAGACGGCGGGAAACUUCGGGGUCGGCAGCAUGUCCCUCUUCCGUACGGAUCGGAUGGCGAGGAUGACGACUUCCUCUUACCGGAGCGUGAGGCGGAGUUUCCCGAGUGUGAGAGAGUGGGCAGAGGCGAUGGAGCGCUGGGAGAUGCGCUUUUUAGAAGAGCAUCCCGAGCUGGUGGAGGAGAGGUUCGAGCGCAGCGGAGACGCGGCGGUCAAGAGAGCUAACGAGGCCAUGUCGGGAAUCGUGCAUGCCUUGCCGCAUGUGGGCGCUCCGGACGCGGUGGGGAGGACGUUCUGUCUUUGGCACCCGGAACUGAACGCGACGAAUAUCAUGGUCCGUACACAAGGCCCCGAGGAAGGGCAGAUAGUAGCAAUCAUCGACUGGGAAGGAGCGGCCAUUCUCCCCCUAUACAUGCUAUGCAAACUUCCGGAUUUCUUCCCCUCCGACGCCGUCUCCGCCGCGCGGUUCGACAGCGUCUGCCUCUACGAGCUAGACAGGCUCGACCCGAAGCACCUGCUUUCCCAAGCUGCGGAUGGGAGGUACGAAGGGCAGCGGACGCUGGUGGAAGCGGUGCUAAAGCCGUGGUGGGAGUGGGAGGGGAGGGAGAGGUGGUUGGAGGAGUGGAGCAGGGGGAGGAACGCUGGCAAGGGAGUGCCGCUCACCACCGGGGUGGGGCGGAAGAUGCAGCGAAGCUGGACGAUAGGCUGGGGUGGGGGGUUGAAGAAGCGUAGUCAGACCAUGUGAGCACGUACCGGAUUUGAUCGAUGACCCGCCUAUGCACUAAGGUUGCACUCCUCUUUCUUCUCUUUCUCUUUCUAUGUAUCGGUGAGUACGAGUAUGCACUCGGAAUCGUACACGGUGUACUAGUAUUAUGGCGCUAGAGUUCCUGUCAGUAGUGAAAU